Cygnus olor (mute swan) is the source of this 2430-nucleotide messenger RNA. RefSeq names its product TLE family member 2, transcriptional corepressor (gene TLE2). Gene Ontology annotation, cellular component: nucleus; transcription regulator complex. The transcript has 21 exons. The coding region runs from base 24 to 2321 and encodes 765 amino acids. Gene Ontology annotation, biological process: negative regulation of canonical Wnt signaling pathway; regulation of DNA-templated transcription. Gene Ontology annotation, molecular function: protein binding; transcription corepressor activity. NCBI's taxonomy places the organism in Eukaryota, Metazoa, Chordata, Aves, Anseriformes, Anatidae. The record is from RefSeq and is a predicted model, not a curated record.
GGGGCGGGGGCCGCGCCCCCAGGAUGUUCCCGCAGGGCCGGCAGCCCCCCCCCCCCCGGCCCCUCAAGUUCUCGGUCCCGGAGACCUGCGAGCGGCUCAAGGAGGAGUUCCGGCUCCUGCAGGCGCAGUGCCACAGCCUGAAGCUGGAAUGCGAGAAGCUGGUGAGCGAGAAGACGGAGAUGCAGCGGCACUAUGUCAUGUACUACGAGAUGUCCUACGGGCUGAACAUCGAGAUGCACAAGCAGGCAGAGAUUGUCAAGAGGCUGAAUGCCAUCUGCGCGCAGAUCGUACCGCUCCUGACGCAGGAGCACCAGCAGCAGGUCCUGCAGGCAGUGGAGAGGGCCAAGCAGGUGACGAUGGCAGAGCUCAACAGCAUCGUCGGGCAGCAGCUGCAGCACCUCUCCCACCACGUCCACCCCGUCGCACUGACCCCGCACCCCUCCAGCGUGCAGCUGCCCAGCCUGGCAGGGGCCAGCAGCGCGUCGGGGCUCCUGGCCCUCUCGGGGGCACUGAUGGCACAGUCGCAGCUGGCUGCCAAGGAGGACAGAGUGGCCCAGGAUGGGGAGAGCAGAGAGCGCAGCCCCAGCCGAAGCAUUUCAGCGUCCCCUCUGGAGAGCCCCCCCGCCGAGGAGCAGACGGGGGGCGCAGGGCUGAAGCGGAAACGGGAGGAGAGGGACCCGGCUGGGCAUUACGAUAGCGAUGGGGACAAGAGCGACUACAACCUGGUGGUGGACGAGGACCCCUGCUCCGAGCCCAGCAGCCCCAGUCGUGCACCCAGCAGCCAGCUCCCGCCAGCCCAGGACAUGGCCAAGAGCCCUGCCUCCGGCGGUGCCUCCGGUGCCUCCAGCCGGAGCGUGACCCCCCUGCAGCUUUGGGACCGGGGGCUGCUGGACCCCCCAGCCUCCACGUCCUCCGUGUCCCCUCCACCCCGCGACACCCUCACGCCUGGCCCGGGGCCUAGCUCGGCCGCGCUCCUCCGGCAGCCUCCAGCCAAGGCACUGGCCACGGACACCACAGCUCUCCGCAGCCCCCUGAGCCUCUCCAGCCCCUUCACCGCCUCCUUUGGGCUGCUGCCCCAUGCUGCCCUCAACGGUGAGCUUGCGGCCCCCGGCAUGUACGUGGGCAUCCACCUCCCGCCGCAGGUCAGCGGCGCCGUCAUGUACGGACGCUCGCCGAUGGUGGCUUUCGAGUCGCACCCUCACCUGAGGGCUUCCACGCUCCCAGCGUCGCUCUCCACUGUCCCUGCAGGGAAGCCCUGUUUACUGACAAACAAGGAGCUGGCCGAUUACAGCUGGUUGCAGCCCCUGUUAGCCAGACCGCUGCAGGUGCCCUCUGCACACGCCUACUCCUUCUACGUCGGCACCGACGGGCAGAUGCAGCCAGUGCCAUUCCCCCCUGACGCCCUCCUGGGCUCCGGCAUCCCCCGGCACGCGCGGCAGCUCCACACCCUGGCCCACGGCGAGGUGGUCUGCGCCGUCACCAUCAGCAGCUCCACGCAGCAUGUCUACACCGGGGGCAAGGGCUGCGUGAAGGUGUGGGACGUGAGGCAGCCGGGCACCAAGACGGCCGUGGCUCAGCUGGACUGCUUGAACCGUGACAACUACAUCCGCUCCUGCAAGCUGCUCCCCGACGGCCGAAGCCUGAUCGUGGGGGGGGAGGCCAGCACCCUGUCCAUCUGGGACCUGGCGGCCCCCACGCCCCGCAUCAAGGCUGAGCUCACCUCCUCCGCCCCUGCCUGCUACGCCCUGGCCAUCAGCCCCGAUGCCAAAGUCUGCUUCUCCUGCUGCAGCGACGGCAACAUCGUGGUGUGGGACCUGCAGAACCAGACCAUGGUGAGGCAGUUCCAGGGCCACACGGAUGGUGCCAGCUGCAUCGACAUCUCUAACUAUGGCACCAAGCUGUGGACGGGGGGGCUGGACAACACGGUACGGUGCUGGGACCUGCGGGAAGGGCGGCAGCUGCAGCAGCACGACUUCAGCUCCCAGAUCUUCUCCUUGGGGCACUGCCCAACGGGCGAGUGGCUGGCUGUGGGCAUGGAGAGCAGCAACGUGGAGAUCCUGCAUGUGAGCAAGCCCGACAAGUACCAGCUGCACCUCCACGAGAGCUGUGUUCUCUCCCUCAAGUUCGCCACCUGCGGGAAGUGGUUUGUGAGCACGGGGAAGGACAACCUGCUCAACGCCUGGCGCACGCCCUAUGGUGCUAGCAUCUUCCAGUCCAAAGAGUCCUCCUCCGUGCUGAGCUGUGACAUCUCCGUCAAUGACAAAUUCAUUGUCACGGGCUCUGGCGACAAGAAGGCCACGGUGUAUGAGGUGCUGUACUGAGGGCCCAGCUGCUGCUGGCGCUCUGCUCCCUGGGACUGAGCCCCAAAACGGCCCUGCCCCUGGGCAGCCUGGAUGCGGCAUGAGCUGCUCUGCAGCCCUCCUCCUCCCC